AUGCCUCAGCGUCAAACGCCAACCAACCAAUCGCAUCGAGUAGUCUGCCUAUGUACAUCUUACGAAUGUGGCGAUCAAGAAUACGCGGACGCCAACGGAGUCUACCACCCAGGUGUUGAAGUCCUACCUGAGACACGGGAUGCUCACCAACGUGCCGACUUCCGAAACGAUUAUGUCAAAUCUCCUGACAAUACCACCUCUUACUCACGUCAAGCAUCGAUUGAUUCAGCACAAGAGGACCUUCUUUCGCCAUUGAGACUAUUACAUAUUGCCUCGGCCCCUUCACCAAGUCCUGAUAGUCACCAGUUGGAUGAUCAAAAUCAAACAACCGAAGAUGUGUCCACGCUGGCCCUCCCGGUUGAGUCAUCAACAGAUGAUGUUACCAACCAUUCUCCUCAGCGAUCCGAAUCUAAUCCAGCUAAAACUUGCUCCCAGGCUGUCUUGGCAAAAUCUUCAGGUCACAAGGUUUUUGAUUGCGAUCACUACCAUACGUUUGAGUUGAAGUCGAUGAACCCUCUGAUUCUCCAUGUAGCUCUUACCGCUGCAAUCCUUGACAUCUUUGGCCGGUCUUCCAAUUCAAUAACCUCUUGGAUUCUAGAUAUAAACCAUUACUAUUGA
This is a messenger RNA of Melampsora larici-populina 98AG31, 618 nucleotides long. RefSeq lists its product as uncharacterized. Lineage: Eukaryota; Fungi; Basidiomycota; Pucciniomycetes; Pucciniales; Melampsoraceae. The transcript is spliced from 2 exons. The record is from RefSeq and is a predicted model, not a curated record. Bases 1 to 618 code for a protein of 205 amino acids.